Messenger RNA from Populus nigra (black poplar), 1204 nucleotides. RefSeq names its product E3 ubiquitin ligase BIG BROTHER-related-like. Bases 307 to 930 code for a protein of 207 amino acids. Gene Ontology annotation, molecular function: ubiquitin conjugating enzyme binding; ubiquitin-protein transferase activity. Lineage: Eukaryota; Viridiplantae; Streptophyta; Magnoliopsida; Malpighiales; Salicaceae. Gene Ontology annotation, biological process: negative regulation of organ growth; protein ubiquitination. The transcript has 6 exons. The record is from RefSeq and is a predicted model, not a curated record.
AGGACUCAUGCAGUUUAUUGCGGAUCCCUUUGAAUGAAAUAGAAAAACCUUCACUUUAAGCCUUACAUAAUAUCCUUAAUCUAGAGGUAGGGAAAAAAUGCCGUGACAGUCAGCCAUCUAGCAUCCUCGACACCAUGUUUAGAAGUUGAAACUUGAAAGCCCUUUAGGAUCCAUGGUCCUUAUGGUAACUAGAAUAUAUUUGACCUCCUUUUUUCUGUAUUAGUGAAUACAAACUGCUAAAAUUAAUAUAAUUAGAGCCAUUUAUCAUGCUAUAAAAGGAGUAACUAGGGGCAGUUCUUAGGAGCGAUGAUGGGACAACCAUGGCAUGGAAGCUAUGGUUCGUAUUUGGAAGAUGAUGAAGCUAUAGCUAGAGAACUGCAUCAGAGUUACAAUUCAUAUGUAGCUGAUGAUGCAGCUAUAGCUAGAGAACUGCAGGAGAUGGAGGAUAGCUUGGGGACUAUGGCCUUAUAUGAUGGAGCCUUUGGAAGUAUAAUAGAUUCUGCAUGGGAGGGUAAUCUUGGAGGAACUUCUGCUAAUCGUGGAGGAACUUCUGCUAAUCAUGGAGGUUCUGCUAAUCGUGGAGGAACUUCUAUUCGAGAGACUAAUGUUCGAACACGGGAUGGCGGUGAAGUUGAUUUAGAUAAUAUGUCAUAUGAGGAAAUGCAUCGAUUCGAAGAAUCCAUGGGUACUGUAAGCAAAGGUCUGUCAAGGAAAGCAAUCUCUAGAUUGCCUGUUCACAAGUACAGUCCAUCAAGCACAAGAAGCAAUUCAGGAGAUGCAGAGUGUGUGAUAUGCAAAAUGGAAUACGAGAGGGGGGAUCGCUUGGUCACUCUGCCCUGCGCGCACCAAUAUCAUGAGGAUUGCAUUAAGAAAUGGAUGGAAGAUAACAAGAACUGCUGUGUCUGCAAAGAGGAUGUGGCUGUUAGUUAGUUCAUUUUGGCAUUUGACAUGGUACCAUGGCAGAGAUUAGAGCUGCUGGUUCUGAAUUUACUCUUAUCAUAUGUAGUCUUUUCCAUUCUUUUCUUCUUCUUUUUUUCAAUUGAAAUAAGCGAGGCGAUUCCUUUCUAAUAUUACAUUAUCUUUCUAGGACAACGACAAACUCUUCUCGACCACUAAAUCUUCUAUAGAUAUUCCACCAUUUUGUAAAUGGAAAUAAUAUCAUUUUAUUUCUAUCUAUUUUAUUUUUUUAUUUUUUUUAUUAUAA